CUAUUGUUUACUCUGACGUCAUCCACAUGCGCCGCGCACACGCUCUCAAUUUGGGAGCGACAACUUCGUCUGAGGCGUGUUUUCUCUCUUCGUACCUGUAUAUGUUCUUUUAAAUGGGUAAAUUAGUGAAUUUUAGAACAACGCCAUGUUUAUAAAACAGGUGAUGCAUCUUACGUCUGUGGGUACAGAGGAGAGCUGUGGACUGAAAUGGCACAUACUGAUUCAGAUGUGUGUGAAAUGCAGCUGGACGGAGUCUCAGAGGUGAUGGAUCUGCUCCAGAUCGACCUGGAGACUGAUGUGGUAGAAGGCAGGCCGGGGGGAGAAGAUCCAACAUGUUCAAAGAAUGUGUUGAGGAAGCAGCGCAACUGGGAGAGGCAGCUGGCGGCGAAGAAGAGCAAGAGGAAAGAAGAGAAGCAAAGGAGGAGGCUCAACCGUGAGAAGGACUCAGGUGCUACUGGAGAUGCUCCUCAGUUGUCCAAGCGGGUAUUGAAAGCGAUCACCAAGGAGCGUUUGGCCGAGGCUCAGUCCACGGGGCUCAAGCUCUGCGUUGACCUGAGUAUGACAGACAGCAUGUCAGACAAAGAGGUAAGUCGACUGGCGGGUCAGUUGAGACGGCUGUACGGGUCGAACAAGAAAGCAUCACAACCGUUUCAUGUUUUCCUGACAGACCUGAAGGAGGACAGUCGCCUCUACAGAGAGUGCCUUCGAAUGAACGAAGGCUUCCUCAACUACAUGAUGGACAUAACAGAAGAAAGCUGCCUGGACCUUUUUCCUCCAGAAAGUGUCGUCUACCUCACACCAGAUGCUGAAGAAGCUUUAGAAAUGGUGGAUGCUGACAAGGUGUAUGUCCUCGGUGGCCUCGUGGAUGAGAGCAUCCAGAAGAAGUUGAGCUACUCCAGGGCGCGUGAACUGGGCAUCCGCACGGCGAGGCUGCCCAUAGACGAGUACAUGGCGAAGAAGCACAACCCCAAGAACUUCCAUUCAAAGAUCCUGGCUAUUAAUCAAGGCGAGUCAGUGCUUUUAAUCUGCAAGUCUAUCAGCGCUGCAGAGCCAAGGAUAGUAAUUGUUCGACAUCUUGUUGACAUUCUGCAACAGCAGCAGCUGGAGAGAAGCCCUGCAGGCGUGGUUCCCCCCGGGGAAGGGUUUCGUUGUAGCACCAGAUGAUUCCCAGCGUCUGCCCAUCUCUCCAGCACAGACGUAACUGGACGGAUUUGACUUUAAUCCAUGCCUUACAUAGAACCCUGUGUGGGUCAUCGCCGUCCACGUGAAAGGAAACGUUCACCCAAAAAAUGAAAAUACAGACGCUGUCCAGCCGCCCUCGCGCUGAUGGAAAGUCGGAAGAAGUUUAUCCAAGACGCAGUGUGUGUCGUAGGGCGGACUUUGUUUGUAGCGCUGUACUUGAACUGUUGUAUGUUUCCUUUUUUUUCUAUGUAGGCUUUUAAUAAUUUGUUUUCUUAUUUGAUUUUUAAAUGAACAUCUGCAUAUUCUUGUCAGCAGAUCAAGCAAUUCAAAUAUAUGUGAACAUUGGAAUAAAAUCAAUUAAAUAGCUGCAGGUCAGACAAAUAAAAGGGUUUUAAACAAAUAAAUUACA
Acanthopagrus latus (yellowfin seabream) is the source of this 1591-nucleotide messenger RNA. It is a transcript of the gene trmt10b, whose product is annotated as tRNA methyltransferase 10B. Gene Ontology annotation, molecular function: tRNA binding. The record is from RefSeq and is a predicted model, not a curated record. Gene Ontology annotation, biological process: tRNA N1-guanine methylation. The transcript is spliced from 9 exons. Lineage: Eukaryota; Metazoa; Chordata; Actinopteri; Spariformes; Sparidae. Gene Ontology annotation, cellular component: nucleus; nucleoplasm. The coding region runs from base 208 to 1164 and encodes 318 amino acids.